AUGGCGCAACCAUCCUCAUCCUCGCCCUCACCCUCACUCCUUUGUCUCGACGCCGUAGAUGAUGUUUAUUUCUCUGUCGUCUCCGACGAUGAAACCGACCCUGCCCCCGUCUCCGAUCACAAGUACGCUGAAGCAUUACAGUUCCAAGAAGCGUUAAUGUCCUCUGUCAUCACUUCGUCCCAACCACGACCACCACUACCACCACCGUGUGUAGCUUCUUCGUCAGGAACCGUCGAUGAAGAGUUACUGUUCAAUGAAACCCUAGUGGACUCACUCAUCACUUCCCAAUAUGUUUCCUCUUCAACCUCACCGGAAUUACUUCGUGUAGCAUCAUCGUCGUCAAAGGCGGUUGAAGUUAACACUGUCGUGACCAAAGAACAAAAACAAGAACCGAUCAUCAUUUGCGAGAUUUGCGCCGAAGCCAAAACUGACGACGAAAUGUUCAGGAAUCAAAGAUGUUACCAUUCCUUUUGUUCCGAAUGUGUUGUUAAACAAGUGGCAACAAAAAUCCAAGAGAACAUAACGGUUGUUUCUUGCCCUGGUUUGAACUGCGAGGGUGUGUUGGAGCUUGAAACCCUAAGGCCAUUGCUUCCGAAAGAACUGAUUGAUAGGUGGGAUGAUGCAAUGUGUGAGACUCUUUUGCUUACUGUUCCUAAAUUCUAUUGCCCUUUUAAGGAUUGUUCUGCGAUGUUGCUUGAUGAGGAUGAAGAGGGAGGGGAAGGUAUUAGGGAAUCUGAAUGUCCUUUUUGUCAUAGGUUGUUUUGUGCUAGGUGUCAUGUUUCUUGGCAUCCUGGGGUUGGUUGUGAGGAGUUUCUGACACUGAAUGUGGAUGAAAGAGGAAGGGAUGAUCUUCUUGUUAGAGAGCUUGCUAAUCAGAAUAAAUGGAAGAGGUGUUCUAGAUGCAGGUUCUAUGUUGAAAAAAAGGAUGGGUGUUUGCAUAUUACAUGCAGGUGCAAACAUGAGUUUUGCUAUGCUUGCGGAGAACCAUGGACAAAUACUCAUGGUGGGUGCCAAAGAAAUUAG
Lathyrus sativus (Indian pea) is the source of this 1023-nucleotide messenger RNA. The record is from the annotation of a GenBank genome assembly. Lineage: Eukaryota; Viridiplantae; Streptophyta; Magnoliopsida; Fabales; Fabaceae.